AUGCAGACUCAGCAACAACAACUUUGUCUAGCCUGCUCGUCAACCAUCCCGGCCAACGCCAAGCCUGCUUCGGUGUAUAAGCACGGUUGCUGUUCGAGGCUCGUCUGUGGCAACUGCUUGACGCAGACUCCAAGACUAACGACAUUCUGCCCGCACUGCGAAGAUGCACACGCCGCGUUCAAGAAGGGUCCUAGAGGGGAUGUGACGCGCGUGGGGCAGGUGGUGUUUGAUGCCGAGUCCGCGCUCGGUGAGCCGCCGCAGGAGAACGAGGAAGCGGGAAGUGCACCACCUCCGUACAGUGAAGUGAAUGGGUCGUCGACAUUUGUUGUCGAUGAUCAGGACGAGGAGGAGGAGGAGCAAGGAAGGGCGGAGACGCCUAAGAUUGGAAAGGCACCAUCAUUGCUGCUUCGACAAGCGUCAAAGAGUUCUGCGGGGGCAGAGGUCGAUGUUGCACCUCAGACCGCAGAUACCAGCAACACCAGCAGCAAUACCGAACAAGCUUCCUCCGGACUUACCUCUUUCAGGCGCAAAGUCGACCCGCACACCACCCCCACCUCGUCUUCCUCCUCCCGCACCGCCUCACCUUCGCACAAUGACGCCUCCACGCGCCAAUACUGGCUUCGCAAGACUGACACACUCCAAUCCAUAGCGAUCCGCUUCUCGGUCUCGACCAACGAGUUGUGUCUGCUCAACUCUCUCCCGCGUGCUGUGCUCUCCACUUCCCCGCACCUGCUGCACACGCGCCCAUUCAUCCUCCUCCCCGCAUACGCUGUGGAGAAGCAGCUCGCGACCAACCCAGGUCUGUUGAAAUCGCUCGAGGGCCCACCGCGCAAGUCGGCGCAAGAAAAGUCGAGUGCGGCGCGCAGAUCGGCCGAGGCGCGGUUCAGGGCGACUUUGGCCAGAGGUGGAGGCGGGGGAGGGGAGACACCAGCGGACGAGAAGGCGGCCCGUGCGUACGUCGGGCUGGCCGAGGACGAGAUGCGCAUGGUCGACUUUGGCGAGGGCUUGGACGAGGCGGGGCUGCCGAGGGGUUAUGAGAGUGAUGCGUUCGCCGUGGGGGGUGCCAAUGGCCAGGACGUGGAGAUGCAAGAAGCGCAGUUGGAUACAGCGAGGAGGUUGAGGUUCGACGCAGUGCUGAGGCACGCUCUGGCCAAGUGGGAGAUGGACAGUGAUUGGGAGCGAAUGCAGCGCGCGAAUGGGAUGGAUCCUUCGAGCGUUUCCAGACCUUUUGUCGCCUCAACGUCUGUAUCGGCAACAGCGUCGUCGUCGAGCACGGUGCAAGAGUCCAAGGCGAGCGGAUCGAUGAGCCACUGGUUUACACGAGCACUCCAUGGAACCCCUCAGCGAGGUGAGCCGACUUUUACCAGAACCAAACCGCGCCACGUCGUAUCCCUCUCAAGCCCAGUGAAGUUGCCCACUCUGCUCAAACAGACGUUCACCACCGCACACAAAGGCCCCGUCAACGUGGUGCGGUAUAACACUACGGGGCGGUACCUGCUCACGGGCUCAUCCGACCGCACCAUCAAGCUGUGGAAUGCCGCCUCAUCCGAAGAGCAACAAGCGAUCAAAGUGUACACGGAGCACACGCAUGAGGUGCUGGCCCUGGAUGUGUCGCGGGAUAACUCGCGGUUCGUGUCGGGCGGGGCGGACAAGUCGGUGUACGUGUGGGACGUGGCGACGGGCAGCGUGGUGCGGCGGUUCAACGGGCAUAUAGGUAAAGUGAACGAUGUGCGCUUUGGCGGCAAGGACGAGCACGGGAGUGUGGUGGUCGUGGGUGGGGUGGAUGGGGUGGUGCGCAUGUACGACUUGCGUGCGCAGGGCGCGUGGCGGCCGAUCAUGGAGCUCAAGGAUGCCUCGGAUGGGGUUACUUCGCUCAGCGUUCAGCAGGACAGGGUGUACUCAGGCAGUGUGGAUGGCAAGCUUCGAUGCUACGACCUGCGUGCGGGUCAGCUACGAACCGACACAUUUGCUGCACCCAUUACCAGCAUCUAUCCUUCGUGCCUGGGCACGUCGACACUCGUCGCCACGCUCGACUCGACGCUGCGGCUGCUCGACAGUCGAGACGGCACCCUGCUCCAAAGUUACCGGGGACAUCAGCACCAGCAGUACAGAUGCAGGGCCGUGCUGACCAACGAAGAGGAUGCAGUGAUUGCGGGCGACGAAGCGGGCGACUUGGUCGGAUGGGAUGUUGUCUCUUCAGAGCGGGUCAGCGUGGGGAGUAAGGAGAGGGCGCACGGGAAGGCGGUGUUGUGGGUGGAGUGCAAUCCUCAAGAUGCGCGCGAGAUGGUCAGUGCCGGUGCGGAUGGAGUUGUCAAGGUGUGGUCUACCUCGAUAUAG
This is a messenger RNA of Sporisorium graminicola, 2337 nucleotides long. RefSeq lists its product as uncharacterized. Lineage: Eukaryota; Fungi; Basidiomycota; Ustilaginomycetes; Ustilaginales; Ustilaginaceae. Gene Ontology annotation, biological process: mRNA splicing, via spliceosome. The coding region runs from base 1 to 2337 and encodes 778 amino acids. The transcript has a single exon. Gene Ontology annotation, cellular component: catalytic step 2 spliceosome. The record is from RefSeq and is a predicted model, not a curated record. Gene Ontology annotation, molecular function: protein binding.